AUGAUCUCUACCACGGCGCCACCGGUCGGCCAGUCAAGCCGCCGGCAGGCCGUGUCGGAAGCUGCGCCAUCACGGGUAGUUCCGAAGCCGGUCCCCAAAGCGCAGACUGAGGAUGCGAGAGGAUAUCAGAUCGGACAAAUCAGAAAACGCUUCUCGCCGAAGGAAUCAACAGUAGAGAACGGUACUACUUUGCUCGUGUUCAACCUAUCACCUUCAGAUCCAGACUUCCCUUUUGAACUCGAUUCCUUGAAAUGCGAGCUGAGAGUUCCAAAGAGUUAUCCCAAGGGAUCACAACUACCGUCCUUGUCCGUCAAAAACAAGGACAUUCCACGGGGCUUUGCCGUCAAUGUGGAAAGGGGCUGGGAUAGACUUGUCCAGGAACGCAAGGGGGCGACAUUGCUAUCAUUGACGAAUGCACUGGACAAGAAUCUUGAGGCGCUCCUCUCGGAGCAAGAAGCCUCCACGGUCAAGUUGACAAUCUACAAGGAUACAAGACAUCUCGAGGGCGUAGAGCAAGACACCCCAGCCCCAGAACCAGCCACGCUGGCCCAAGCUCUACCAGUAGAGCCUAGGAGGCGUUAUGUUCCUGAAGAGUCCUUCAGUAAGGAGCAGAUUGCUACCGCCAAGGAGAGAAGAGCUCAGGAGACACGACAGCUCGAGGCCAGAAUGGGUCGGCUACCGCAUUAUCACAAGUCUAGUGACGGGAUCAUCUAUACGCUACCCAUUGAACCGAAACGUCGGUCCGACCUCCCCUCUGGACUCCAGACAGUCAAGUCGUUUCAACUCAUCGUCCCUCUCCUAUAUCCCCUACAGGCCCUACGCGUCCUCCUGAACGAAGUUGAGUCUGAGACGGCUGAAGGUGUGGAAGAGCUGUUCAUGUCAAAGGCGGCAGAAAAGAAGGAUAUGUCACUCAUGAGCCAUAUCAACUACCUUACACAGAACAUCCACGUCCUGUCAAAGCAAGCACAGGCGAUCAUUCAACGAGAGACGCAAGCCCGGGCAGCUACAGAGAAGGCUUCGGAGCCCACUACUCAAGAAGAGCAAUCAACGCAGAAGCCUGCUAUCACGGAAGGAAGAGGUCAAGUUCAGGUUAUUCCGAGACCCCCUGAAUGGUCCUAUGGCCACGAAUCAGACACAGAUGGCGAGGAAUCUUCUGAUUUGAGCACAUCCGAUAGCGAGGAUGGCGGCGCAGCCACUUUGGAAGCCAUGCCCUUGAGCUCUUCACUACCUGCUCAAAUUGUGGAGAGGGGCACGGCCAUAUCGUUUCCGUCAGUGGAACUGCACGGCAUCGAACUUCUCCAAGUAGCGAUCAUGAGCCUCAGCGUCAAAUGUGAGCGCUGUAAGACAAUCAACGAGGUUGGCGGGCUGAAGGACGGCGCGGAGAAGAACGGCAGCUGCAGGAAGUGCGGGACUGCUUUCACCGUCAAGUUCAGGCCAGAGCUUGUACAUCAGAACUCAACGCGUGCUGGCUUCAUUGAUGUCUCGGGCUGCACAGUCGCAGAUCUACUCCCCAGCACCUUCGUACCUACAUGCGCAAAGUGCUCUACGCCGUCUCAGGGGCUAGUCUCUGUCCGCGGCGAGACGACUACAAAUGUGUGCCGCGAGUGCCACAGCCGCUUCACGUUCAAGAUCCCAGACGUCAGAUUCCUCGCCUACACGGCUGGCUCCGGCCUCCCCCUGCCGCCGACGUCUGGUCCGCGGCGGCGCCAGGAGAAGCUGGGCCUGCACGCGGGCGAGCCACUGCCCGAGCGCGGCGCAUGUCCUCACUACAAGAAAAGCUACCGUUGGUUCCGGUUCUCGUGUUGCAGCAAGGUCUACCCGUGUGACAAGUGUCAUGACGCGGCCGAGGAACACAUCAACGAGUGGGCAAACCGCAUGAUCUGCGGCUACUGCUCGCGCGAGCAGAACUACGCCGUGGAGAGCUGCACGUUCUGCGGGCGGUCUGUGAUUGGCAAGCGCGGAAAGGGGUUCUGGGAGGGCGGACGCGGAACGAGAGAUAGGGGGCUCAUGAGCCGGAAGGAUAAGAGGAAGUAUAGGAGGAUAGGGGGCGGCGGUGAGGCGACGAAAAAGCCAUAG
Molecule: messenger RNA, 2076 nt
Organism: Phaeoacremonium minimum UCRPA7
Lineage: Eukaryota; Fungi; Ascomycota; Sordariomycetes; Togniniales; Togniniaceae
Product: putative chy zinc finger domain-containing protein
Exons: 2
Coding region: 1-2076 (691 amino acids)
Molecular function (GO): zinc ion binding
Source: RefSeq, a predicted model, not a curated record